GGUGGUGCGCGAGGCGGAGCCGAGGUGGCCGGAGGCGGCGGUGGCGGCGGCGGCGGCGGUGGUGGCGAAGGCGACUCGUCCCAGCCGGUCUCACCCUGCCGCUUCUGUCCCAGGACCAAGUCUCCUGCCGCCCAGAGCUGGCCUGGAAUGGGUAAUGGUGUGAAGGAGAGUACGGCGCGUGUGCGUGAGGAUGCCGAGGCCAUCCUGCCCUCACCCGUCAGUUCCAAGAGUGAUCACAGGCAAGUUCUCAGCUCCCUCCUGUCUGGGGCCCUGGCGGGUGCUCUUGCCAAAACGGCUGUAGCUCCCCUGGACCGAACCAAAAUCAUCUUCCAAGUGUCUUCAAAGAGAUUUUCUGCCAAGGAGGCCUUCCGGCUGCUGUACUUCACCUACCUCAACGAGGGCUUCUUCAGCCUGUGGCGUGGGAACUCGGCCACCAUGGUGCGCGUGGUGCCCUACGCCGCCAUCCAGUUCAGCGCCCAUGAGGAGUACAAGCGGGUCCUGGGCCGCUACUAUGGCUUCCGGGGGGAAGCCCUGCCCCCAUGGCCCCGCCUCCUCGCAGGUGCGCUGGCCGGAACAACAGCUGCUUCACUGACCUACCCCCUGGACCUGGUCAGAGCCAGGAUGGCCGUGACCCCAAAGGAAAUGUACAGCAACAUCUUUCACGUCUUUAUUCGCAUCUCCCGCGAAGAGGGUCUGAAGACCCUCUACCAUGGCUUCACGCCCACCGUGCUGGGGGUCAUUCCCUACGCGGGGCUCAGCUUCUUCACCUACGAGACGCUCAAGAGCCUGCACCGAGAGUACAGUGGCCGCCCGCAGCCCUACCCCUUUGAGCGCAUGAUAUUCGGGGCCUGCGCCGGCCUCAUCGGGCAGUCGGCCUCAUACCCGCUGGACGUGGUGCGGCGGCGCAUGCAGACGGCUGGGGUCACCGGGCACCCGCACGCCUCCAUCGUGGGCACGCUGCAGGCUAUCGUGCGGGAGGAGGGCGCUGUGCGCGGCCUCUACAAGGGCCUGAGCAUGAACUGGCUCAAGGGCCCCAUCGCCGUGGGCAUCAGCUUCACCACCUUCGACCUCAUGCAGAUCCUGCUUCGGCACCUGCAGAGCUAGGGACCCGCGCGCCAGGGAGCCGGGCUUCCAUGUGCGGUGGACCACCGACCCCUUGUUUCUGAGCCUGUGGGGUGAGGGUGCGCUUGAUUCCACCCUGGGAACCGGGACGUCGGAGCACCUUGUAGAACAAGCUGGGGGGCCUUGUCGGGGUCCCAAAGGCAGCGGUCCUUGAAGUGCAAUGUUGGGACUGGUGGGCGGGGCCUCUCGCGCUCUCCCCAGCCCUCCUCCCCAGGCGGGAGGCCCUGCUUCCUGGAGGGGCUGCCCUAAAUGCCCCAAGCUGGGAGUGACCAGCGCCACCUCCUGGUGCUCUGUGACCUGGGACACGGUCCUGGUUCUAGUGACCCAGUGCCCAUCGGGCCUGGAGCCAGACUUCGCCUGCCCCUGUUCUUACAGAGAGGAGGGAGCCCCAGGAUGGACAGAGAGGCCCCAGCCUCCCAGCCCUGGUGAGGUGGGGCUGUCCUCGUUUUCAGCUGGGCUAGAAAAAUAGUAUCUUGCCCCCCAACCCUCAAACCCACUUCCCCCGCCCACCUGUCUUGCCUUUGCCAUUACUUCCCAGAUGACAUGACUCCUCUGUCACCAGAGCCUCCUGAUCAGGAACAGGUUUCUCCGGAUAGCAUUAUUUGGGUCCUGGACUCCGUGGCCCAAAUAGGGCCCCAGGAGUGGGUCAUCUCCUCUCUUGCCCACCCACCCGGUUUGUAAUGUUCCCAGGAGGGUUGUGCUGCCUCCAGCCAGCAGGGUUUGUGGAAUCGCCAUGGCUUUGGGCCUGAGUCCUAACCUGGAGGCAUCUGCCGGGACCCAGGUCACCUCCUCUGGGCCAGGAAGCUCCCACCACUGUCCCACAGGCCUCACCACCAGAGGCCAGGCCUCAGGCCCUAACCCUCAGCCCCUAGGCACAGUGGCUCCUGGGAGGCCUGUGGCAUCUGACGUGUCCCUGGCUCCUCUCCCCCCCUUAGCAGGCACUUGGCCAGGACUGGGGCAGUUUAAGGCACACAGGGUAGUCUGAUUUGCAUAAACAGAGUGCAUGGAGGUGACCCGCAGCCUUGAUCCUCCCAAAGUGAGAGCCCCUGAGACAUUGUGUGGCCUGGGGGUGGGCAGUCAGGGUACCCCAGGGAACCCCCAGGGAGUGGUGUCGGAGAUGUUCCCUGGGGUCUGCCGGGUAUCACAGAUGGAGAAACACCCAUUUCUGAAUGACCUGUGGAGUUUCUUGAUUUCUUUUGGCUUUGCUUUUCAAUCAGGCUGCCCCUGGGUCUAGUCACAGUAAACCCUAACCGGCCUGAUCUGGUUCCAGCAGAGAGUGACCAGAGGGUGACCGGAUCCAUGGGCAGCCACCCUGUG
This is a messenger RNA of Mustela erminea (ermine), 2439 nucleotides long. It is a transcript of the gene SLC25A42, whose product is annotated as solute carrier family 25 member 42. Lineage: Eukaryota; Metazoa; Chordata; Mammalia; Carnivora; Mustelidae. The transcript has 8 exons. The coding region runs from base 148 to 1104 and encodes 318 amino acids. The record is from RefSeq and is a predicted model, not a curated record. Gene Ontology annotation, biological process: transmembrane transport.